GAUAGGCGAUCCGGCAACGUUGCGCUGGCCAUUCUGUGUUUUGUCUCAGAAGUAGCUAGAUGUGCCUGGGUCCAGUGUUGAUGCACUUUUGUUUUGUUAUGUACAAAUGAGUAUGUUUGUUUAGUGUGGAGAACUUUGUAUUGGUGUUUUUGUAAUAUUGUUGUCUUUAAACAUGCCUACUACACCCGAGUGCGAUUACGACUUGGUGUCCAACGAAGGGCUUCUGGCUUUAUUGCGUAACGAGUCGAAAAACAUUGUGAUUUUGGACUGUCGCAGCUCGAAUGAGUACGGGGAAUCGCAUAUCCGCGAGGCGGUGAAUUUCUCGAUUCCCUCGAUUAUGCUGAGACGCUUGGCCGCUGGAAAAAUCGACCUGGCUGCCACAAUUAAGUGCAGGGAAUUGAAACACAAGAUCUGCAACACGUACAAGGAGAAUUUGUUCAUCUUGUACAACGAUUUGAGCGGAGUUCAGCACACCAGUGACUCCGUACUCAGUGUUUUAUUGAGACGGUUAACCCAAGAUGGUUGCCGUGUGGCCUGCCUUGAAGGUGGUUUCCCGGUGUUCCGUUCCUCGUUCCCGGAAUGGUGCGACAGCUGUUCGGAGCUGAUGGACAACAAUCCUGCCGUGGGGGGUCCAGUGGGCGGCGGCGCGGUCCAGGAGCCCCCGCUCCCCCUGAUGGGGCUCCGGUCGUUGCGCAUAUCGGCACCGCCGCACCGCCCCUCCCAUCGCAGCUGCGACAGCCUCUCCUCGACCGCCAACAGCUCCACCGAUAGCUCCGACACGGACGAUAGAUGCGACAGUUCACUGGGUCUGGAAGAUGACAGGGAAUUUCCGGUCGAAAUAAUUCCUUACCUAUUCCUCGGAAAUGCUGCCAACAGCGAAGACAGCCAAGCCCUGGCAAAACACAGUAUACAGGUAAAAUCAAUACAAGACUAA
Molecule: messenger RNA, 934 nt
Organism: Brassicogethes aeneus
Lineage: Eukaryota; Metazoa; Arthropoda; Insecta; Coleoptera; Nitidulidae
Source: the annotation of a GenBank genome assembly